AAAUCUGCAAAUUUUUUUUGGUGUUUUAGUUUGUUCUUGAUUUUAGCUUAGGAAGAAGAAGAAGAAGUUUGCAGAAGCUUUCGUUUUUUCUGUUUUUUUUUCAUUUCUUUUUUUAGUUUGGGAAGAAAUAUAAGUUUUAUUAGCUCAGAAUCCCAUUUUCCUUUCGUGGGGUUCGUUUUUCUUGGAAGAAUUUGAGGUUUAUUGCAUUUUUUUAAUUGGGAUUUGAUGUUCAUGUUCGAGAACCCCACGUAGAAAUCUCGAACAUGUGUUGAAUUUUGAAUCUGAAUCGAGUUUUUUGGGAUUGUGGGGUUGAAUAUUUGAAUUUUUAACAGGAAACCCAGAAAUGUUGUCUGUUUGGGCACCUUCUAUGUUGUUGAUUUUAGCUUAAGAAGAAGAAACACAAGCUGUAUUAACUGAAUCCUAUUUUCCUUUCCUGGGUUUUGUUUUUUCUGAGCAGAAGUCGAAGAUAAUUUCGAGGAAUUCGAGGUUUAUUGCAUAUUUUUUGAUUAGGUUGAAAUUUGAUGUUCAUGUUAAAGAACCUCAAAUGUGUUGAAUUCUGAAUCUGAAUCUGAAUUAGGGGUUUUGGGAUUUGAAUGGAACUGCAUUUUACAACGGAAAAUUUCUAAAAAAAGAAACUUUUUUUCCCUGUUUAUUGGAACUUAAAAAUGUUGUCUGUUUCGGAACCUUCUAGAACUCUUAGUUCUCUGGAAGAAAUGCUGGAGUCCCUUAAGCAAAGGGAUGAAAAUGAGAAGCCUAAAGAUUGUCCACCAGCAUUACCAUCUAGGCCAAAGCUAGCUUCUAGAACUAGGCCCCCUUCACCUAAGAGAACGAUGCCUAAUACCCCCGAAAAGAGGGACGUUGAAUUGGAAAGUUGCAAAAGAGAAGAAGAGUUUAAAGGGAAACUAGGUAAUGUGUUUGGAGCUAAAAAGGGUAAAGAGGUGGAUUCUAGUAGUGAGUCACCGUAUGUUAAUUCAUCAGCUCAAAAGGAAUAUAGACACAGAUUUUGGGAAAACGAUGGUGCUAAGCUUGAUAACAAGCUUCCUUAUUCUCUCCCAAAGUUUUGCGACGAUGAGUGGGACGACAACAUGAGUUAUUUUAUUGAGAAGAAGCUUCGUGUUUGGUGCCGUCUGAAAAAUAGACAAUGGGAACCAGGACAGGUGCAAUCAACUUCUGGAGACCAAGCUUCAGUAUUGCUCUCUGAUGGCAGUGUUGUGGCAGUGCCCGUUGGAGAGCUUUUACCUGCAAAUCCAGAUAUUCUUCAGGGCGUGGAUGAUCUCAUACAACUUUGUUAUCUUAACGAGCCAUCAGUUAUUCACAACCUCCAAUAUAGAUAUGCUCAGGAUAGAAUAUAUACUAAGGCGGGGCCUGUUCUAAUAGCAGUCAAUCCCUUCAAAGAGAUCCAAUUGUAUGGGAACAAACUUGUUACAGCAUACAGGAAGAAACUCUUGGAUAGUCCUCACGUUUAUUCUAUCACUGAAACUGCCUACAGUCAAAUGAUGGAAGAUGAAAUAAAUCAAUCCAUCAUCAUAAGUGGGGAAAGUGGAUCAGGGAAGACGGAAACAACAAAAUUCGCAAUUGAAUAUUUGGUUAUGAUUAGUGGAGGCAACAAUCAUGUAGAAAGUGAGCUGCUGCAGACAAGUUGCAUAUUGGAGGCUUUUGGGAAUGCCAAAACCCUCAGGAAUAACAACUCCAGUCGAUUUGGAAGGUUGAUUGAAAUUUAUUUUAGUGCAGAGGGAGGAAUUUGUGGUGCUAAUGUACAAGCAUUUCUUCUUGAAAAGUCAAGAGUGGUUCAACUCGCUCAUGGAGAGAGGUCUUACAAUAUCUUUUACCAGCUAUGUGCUGGGGCUGCUUCUGCUUUGAGAGAUAAACUUAAGCUGAAAGGUGCUUCAGAAUACAACUUUCUCAACCAGAGUAAUUCCUUGGUGAUCCAUAAUGUUGAUGAUGCCAAAAAUUUUCAUACGCUUGUGAAAGCCCUAAACACUCUGGGGAUUUCUGAAAGAGAGCAAGAGCAUACUUUUCAGAUGGUUGCUGCAGUGCUUUGGCUGGGAAACAUAACAUUCCAAGCAAUUGACAAUGGAAACAAUGUUGAAGUUGUGCAAAGUGAAGCCGUUAUAAAUGCUUCUAGCUUGAUGGGCUGUAGUGCCAAUGACCUCAUGCUAGCUUUAUCAACCAGGAAAGUGCAAGCUGGCAAGGAUAAGGUUGUCAAGAGUUUGACCAUGAAACAGGCAAUUGAUACAAGAGAUGCAUUGGCCAAGUUCAUCUAUGCAAACCUGUUUUACUGGAUAGUGGAUAAAAUUAAUAGAUCUCUUGCAAUGGGUAAUGAGAAGACUGGUAGAACCAUAAAUAUUUUAGAUAUUUAUGGUUUCGAAUCAUUUGAGAAAAAUAGCUUUGAACAAUUUUGCAUUAACUAUGCAAAUGAGAGGCUCCAGCAACAUUGUAACCGACAUCUCUUCAAACUUGAGCAAGAAGAAUAUGAAUUGGAUGGAAUUGAUUGGACAAAAGUAGAUUUUCAAGAUAACCAAGAGUGCUUGGAUCUUUUUGAGCAGAAACCCAUUGGGAUAAUAUCUUUAUUGGAUGAAGAAUCAAAUUUUCAUAAAGCGACUGACUUGGCCUUCGCCAAUAAAAUUAAGCAGCACCUGAAAGCUAAACCUUGCUAUAGAGGAGAUAGAGAAGACUUUGGCAUUCGUCAUUAUGCUGGAGAGGUUAUCUAUGACACAAGUGGUUUCUUGGAUAAGAAUAGAGAUACAGUGCAUCCCAACAUUAUUCAGCUACUCUCAUCAAGCAGUGAAGACUUGCUCAAGUUGUUUGCCUCCUCUUUUGCUAAUCAGUCCAAGAAAACAGCAAGUCCAUCAAUUAAUAUUGAGAUAUCAGACUUUCAGAAGCAAACAGUUGCUACUAAAUUUAAGGAUGUAUUGUUCAAAUUGAUGCAGCAGUUGGAAAGUACUGCGCCACACUUCAUUUGUUGCAUAAAACCAAACAAUAAGCAGGUUCCUGGCAUGUACAGCAAUGAUCUCGUCUUCGAGCAGCUCAAAAGCUACUGUCUUCUUGAGGUUGUUAGGAUCUCUAGAUCUGGGUAUCCUACUAGGAUGCCACAUCAAGAAUUCUGUAAAAGGUACGGUGUCCUUCUUCCAGAAGACCAUGAAUGCAAAGAUCCCUUAAGCAUGUCAGUUUCCAUUCUGCGGCAAUUUGACAUCCUUCCUGAAAUGUACCAAGUUGGGUAUACAAAGUUAUAUUUCCGGGCAGGACAGAUUGCUGUGCUGGAGGAUGUGAGGAAACAAGUUCUGCAAGGCACUCUCGAGGUGCAGAAGUGCUACAGCGGUCCUCAUACCCUUCGUCACUUCCAUGAGCUCAAAGGAGUAGUAAUCAUGCUCCAAUCAUUUGUUCGUGGUGAAAUUGCUAGAAGGAAGUAUAAGGAUUCUAUGGAGUCUAAACGAAAAGUUGCUAACAAAGAAAAUGAUGAGCAGCUGGUGGCUGUUGUGCAGAUACAAUCAGCUAUUCGUUGCUGGUUGGCUCAGAGGCAUCUUAAUCAACUGCAGAAUUUGAAAAAGUCAAAUCAAGACAGACAAAAACCAGCCAAAAAGACUUCGGAGGUGAAGCAGGACUUGCCUGCAGAAAUUUUACCUUCUGUUGUCGAAGACCUCGAAAGGCGGGUUUUGGUGGCUGAGGCAACCCUUGAAGAGAAGGAAAAGGAAAAUGCUGCCCUAAAAGAGCAAGUAAAUCAAUUGGAGUCCCGAUGGUCAGAUUAUGAGGUCAGGAUGAGGUCGAUGGAGGAGAUGUGGCAAAAGCAAAUGGCAUCCUUGCAGGCAAGUUUGGUUUCAGCCAAGAAGAGCCUCGGUGUUGACAAUCCUGCCGGUCACCCUGGAAAACCUGAAGGUUCCCCAUCUCCUUGCGGUUAUGAAUCUGAAGACACAACAACAUCUAUGGGCACUCGCACUCCUGGGGGCAGCACUCCUAUAGAAUAUGCUAGCAACGGUGUAGAUUUUGGAGGUAUUAGAGAGAUUAAUGGCGGUUUAUGUGUAGUCAAUUACCUUAACAGGGAGUUUGAGCUACGAAAACAAAAUUUUGAUGAAGAAGCCAUGGCAAUUGCUCAGUUGAAGUCAGGGCAGUUACAGUCUACUAGUCCUGCAGAAGAUUUUCGAAGACUCAGACACAAGUUUGACGAAUGGAAGAAAGACUACAAGGCUCGGUUAAAGGAGACAAAAUCGAAGGUACACAAGCUUGGUUAUUCAGAAGCAGAGAAAACUCGUAGAAAUUGGUGGGGAAAGAAGAGCAAAAGAUAACUACUUUAAAUAAUUCUUCUUCUUCGUCGUCAUCUUUAGUGUGUGAAAAAUGUAUAGAUGAAACUAAUUUUCCCAACUAUGGGUUCUUAGUGUAACAGAAUUUAGCGGAGACUGGGGAAUGUAGUGUGCUCCGAUCGAAAGGAUCCACUCUCUCCUUAGAUAGUUCUAGUCCUGUUUGUGAAAAAGUCUGUUGUAGACUAUGUUAGAUUCUUGAACAUACAUCCAUAGAGUUUUGCAGAAGUUGUGAUAGAUCAGUUGCAAACUGCAGAAUGAUUUAUUUUACAA
Solanum dulcamara is the source of this 4565-nucleotide messenger RNA. Its product is annotated as myosin-2-like. Bases 666 to 4280 code for a protein of 1204 amino acids. The transcript is spliced from 24 exons. NCBI's taxonomy places the organism in Eukaryota, Viridiplantae, Streptophyta, Magnoliopsida, Solanales, Solanaceae. Gene Ontology annotation, biological process: vesicle transport along actin filament; actin filament organization. Gene Ontology annotation, cellular component: myosin complex; vesicle; actin cytoskeleton. Gene Ontology annotation, molecular function: microfilament motor activity; ATP binding; actin filament binding. The record is from RefSeq and is a predicted model, not a curated record.